AUGGAGCCGGCACUGGGCGAGGCCCCGCCCCCCGCAUGGCCCGGGGAGCGGCGCGCGGGUGAGGGCGGCCUGGAGCCUGGCCGUGCGAUCCCGCGGGCCCCAGAGGGUGCCUCCGAGAUGGAGCCAAGUGUUGGGAGCAGAGAAGUCCCAGAUGCUCCUGGGGCGGCAGGCGCUGGGGGCUGGAGCAUCAGAGAGGAGCAGAGCGACACGCUAGGAUCUCGGGCAGUGAAAGCAGAGAGCGUGUCCGAGAGCCUGGGCUGUGGGGAGCCCCUGGCCCCAGGGAGCGGCCAUGUCAGGGACAUGCUGCUGAUCUGCAUUGAGUGUGGGGAGAGCUUCGCGCAUCACGAAGCCCUGAUUGCCCACCAGCGAGACCACACCGGGCAAGGGGCUGGGCCCUUCACCUGCCCCCAGUGCCAGAAGGGCUUCAAGCACAGAGCCAGCCUGCUGGCGCACCAGCGCGUGCACACGGGUGAGCGCCCCUACGCCUGUGCCCAGUGUGGGAGGGGCUUCCGCUACAAGAUCUGCCUGGUGGUGCACCAGCGUGCCCACUCCGGCCAGCGCCCCCACGAGUGCCCGCAGUGCGGCAGGGUCUUCUUGCAGUGCGGCAGGGUCUUCUUGCAGCACGGGGACCUGCAUGCCCACCUGCGCACGCACACGGGCGAGCGCCCCUUUGCCUGCUCUGAGUGCGGCCUCCGCUUCCCGUCCUGCCGGAACCUCGCCUGUCACCAGCGCCAGCACCCGGGCCUGGGCCUGGGCCCCCACCAGUGCCCGCAGUGUGGGCGCAGCUUCCGCCACAAGCGCAACUUGCUGUGGCACCAGCGUGGCCAUGCUGGCACCCAGCCCUACCGCUGCCCCGAGUGCGGGGACGGCUUCUGCUACAAAGAGAGCCUGGUGGCCCACCAACGGGAGCAUGCCAGCCCCCGGCCCUACCCCUGCCCCCAGUGCGGCACCAGCUUCCAGCACCAGGCCAACCUGGCCAUCCACCAGCAGAGCCACGCCCCCCCGGCCACUUACACCUGCCCACAGUGCCAGCAGAGCUUCAAGUACAAAGGCUACCUGCGCAUGCACCAGCGGAAGCACUCGGCCCCCGAGGCCGCGGGGCGGGAGUGCCAGGCCCUGCCCAGCCGGGGGAGGCUCUUACCUGCGCCCAGUGUGGGAAAGGCUUCAAGAACAAUGGCUUCCUCAUCAUCCACCAGCGAGCCCAUGCGGCCAGGGCACGGAGCGCCAGCCCCACCCCAGGCCUCGUGCCAUCAGCAAAGGGGCAGCAUUGCCAAGGGAGCUCUGAGCGUGCCGACGGGGGUGCUGGCCAUGGGCACAGUGUUAGAGAGAGGGGAGGACUGGGCUGCUAAAACCCAGGGUGGCCAACUUGGGCUACUGGCUGUUGUCUGA
This is a messenger RNA of Gopherus evgoodei (Goodes thornscrub tortoise), 1389 nucleotides long. RefSeq names its product zinc finger protein 79-like. Gene Ontology annotation, molecular function: RNA polymerase II cis-regulatory region sequence-specific DNA binding; DNA-binding transcription factor activity. Gene Ontology annotation, biological process: regulation of transcription by RNA polymerase II. The transcript has 3 exons. NCBI's taxonomy places the organism in Eukaryota, Metazoa, Chordata, Testudines, Testudinidae. The record is from RefSeq and is a predicted model, not a curated record. The coding region runs from base 1 to 1389 and encodes 462 amino acids.